GUUUUUUAGGGCUAAUAACUCACGUCAGUACUUUUUUAGGACUCAUAGGUGACGGACGGAGAGAUGUAAUCUUACAGGUAAGGCGGUGACUUGUUCAGCAGUAUGGCGGAUCACACGAACAUAUUUCUUAAGAAAACCUUUGUAGCCAUAACCGGGGCCAGCAGAGGACUGGGGAGAUCUAUAGCACUACAGUUUAGUGUCAACCUUCCCGCAAACUCCGUAAUAGUUCUCAUGGCCAGGAAUAGUCAAGCUUUGGAGAGUGUCAAGUUUGAAGUGAUGUCUGUUGCGCCCAAUAUCAAAGUUUUGGUGAGAAAUUAUGACCAAGGAAACUUAGAAAACACAGACUAUUUUAAAGACAUAUUUAAUGAACUUUUAUUGCAAAAUGACAUAUCGCGAGAUGACUUUGAGCAAUACAUUAUCGUUCAUAACUGUGCUACUAUCGGUGAUGUAACAAAGAGAUCAUUGGAACUUUCCGACUCCACGUUAGUCCGGAAGUACUACGAUAUCAACCUGACCGGGAUGAUCCUACUUAACACGAGCUUCUUUCAGACUUUCUCCGAUUCCACAAAAUCUCGUGUCGUCGUCAAUAUGACGUCAACAUCUACUUACGAUCCCUUGGCAUCAUUUCAUCUGUACAGUGCAGGUAAGGCUGCCCGUGACAUGUAUAUGCGUGUAUUGGCCGUAGAAGAGCCGUCUCUGAGGAUACUGACGUUCGCUCCAGGUGCCUCAGACACAGACAUGGCAAAAGAAGUUGAGAGAUUGUGUAUGAAUAAGCCUUUUCUUGAAAGAUUAAAAGGAUUAAGAGCUGAUGGAAAGUUGACACGUCCAGAUACACCAAUCUCUAAACUUGUCCAGAUACUGGAGGAAAACACGUUUGAAAAUGCUGCCUACGUAGGAUUUGUUAAUUGUUAAUUGUGCUUGUUGAGUCUGAGAAUAGCCGAUUCAAAAAUGGUAACAUCACUGGAUUAUGUAUACAGUUAGGGAAGUAUGUGCACUCCGGAAUUAUGUAAACAUUAUAAUUUAAAAUAUCAAAUAUUCAUCUAAAUGAAAAUUCUAGUGGUAUAAUAGUUUCCAUGCUUGUAUGAAUUCAAAAGAUGGAAGAAAUAAAGCAAUACAU
Mizuhopecten yessoensis (Yesso scallop) is the source of this 1117-nucleotide messenger RNA. RefSeq names its product sepiapterin reductase-like. The record is from RefSeq and is a predicted model, not a curated record. Gene Ontology annotation, biological process: tetrahydrobiopterin biosynthetic process. Lineage: Eukaryota; Metazoa; Mollusca; Bivalvia; Pectinida; Pectinidae. Gene Ontology annotation, molecular function: sepiapterin reductase (NADP+) activity. Bases 103 to 912 code for a protein of 269 amino acids. The transcript is spliced from 4 exons.